UCCACAACUUCAAACUACUCCAAAACCUCAGAAUUAAUUAGAAGAUGAAAGCAGAGAAGGAAAACGUGACGGGAAAUGAAGAAGAAAGUAUUAAUAAGAUGGUAAAGCAAAAGAGGAAGCUUGGUGGGAUCAAAACCAUGCCAUUCAUUCUUGCAAAUGAGAUAUGUGACCGAUUCGCCGCCACUGGUUUCAAUGCCAAUUUGAUAACAUACUUAACAGAACAACUCAACAUGCCACUGGUGAAGGCAUCCAACACCCUGACUAACUUCGGUGGUGUUGCUAGUUUUAUGCCCAUUAUUGGUGCAAUUGUUGCCGACUCUUUUGCUGGUCGCUACUGGACCAUCAUCAUCGCCUUGCUCAUUUACGAACUGGGAAUGAUCCUUGUGACCAUAUCAUCAAUCUUGCCCCAGUUCCGACCACAACAAUGCCCCACUCAAGUGAACUGCAAAGAAGCGUCACAGUCUCAAAUGUCGGUCCUUUAUAUCUCCCUCCUUUUAACAUCAGUUGGUUUAGGAGGCAUACGGCCUUGUGUCGUUGCAUUUGCUGCAGAUCAACUAGACAUGAAGAAACUGAAAACUCAAGCGAAAAACUGGAAUUUCUUUAAUUGGUACUACUUUUUGUUAUCACUAGCAAGUCUGUCUGCACUCACACUGGUUGUGUAUAUACAAGAUAAUGUGAGCUGGGGUUGGGGUCUUGGGAUACCAACGAUUGCAAUGGUCGCUGCGUUUUUUGUGUUUUUAAUAGGCUCCCCAAUUUAUCACAAAGUCAAACCUGAAGGAAGUCCGUUUGUUAGACUGGCCCAAGUUAUGGUUGCUGCUUUCAAAAAGAGGAAAGUCGUGUUACCAGUUGAUGAUCAACUUCUUUAUGAAAACAAAGAGCUCGAUUCAAGUAUUUCUAAACAUGGCAGGCUUGUUCAUACCCAUCAAUUAAGGUGGUUUGAUAAGGCUGCAAUAAUAACCCAAGAUGACACCGACCUCCUUUCAAACUCACCGAAACCUUGGAGGAUUGCUACUGUCCAUAGAGUUGAAGAACUAAAAUCCAUCAUUCGACUGUUGCCAAUUGUGUCAACAGGAGUAAUAUAUGUGAUGGCGUACUCGCACCAAAAUAGCUUCACCAUCAUGCAAGCUCGGACCAUGGACCGACACCUGGUCAAAAGUAGCUCAUUUGAAGUACCUGCGGCUAGCAUGGCAGUCUUUGAUGUCCUAGCCUUGAUUGUUUCCAUUGCCUUGUAUGAUCGUUUAUUUAUCCCCUUUGCACACCGCAUCACAAAGAACCCUGCGGGCAUCACGUGUAUACAGAGGAUUGGCGUUGGCUUCAUCAUAAGCAUCUGUGCAACAUUUGUCGCAUCGUUUGUUGAGGUUAAACGAAAACACGUAGCAAGUGAUCAUAAUUUACUUGACAAGCCAACUCAGAUGAUACCGAUAAGUGUGUUUUGGUUGAUCCCUCAGUACUCACUUCAUGGUAUAGCCGGAGCAUUCUUUUAUGUUGGUAAAUUAGAGUUUAUAUAUGAUCAGGCACCGGAAAGUAUGAAAAGCACUGCGUUGGCUCUUUAUUGGGCUGCAAAUGGAUUUGGACAGUAUGCGGGAACGUUACUGGUUACUAUGGUUCAUAAGUUUACUGCAAACGGAAAUGGCGGAAAUUGGCUGCCUGAUAGGAACAUAAAUAGAGGUAGAUUGGAAUACUACUACAUGGUUGUAACUGGUAUACAAGUAGUAAACCUGGUAUACUAUUAUGUAUGUGCCUGGCUCUAUACCUAUAAGCCCUUAGAAGUAAUACCAAAAAGUACGGAAGAUGGGGACCUAGAGUUGGUUGUAGAUAGCUCAGUAGUCAAUGUAACGAAGUAAGAAAUGUCUACCAAACGAUCUUCUUAGAAGAUUAUAUAUAGCUACUAAUAUCACAAUUAUUAAGAGAGAUCACCAAAGAAUGUAUGUAUUAAAAUCCGAUGUCUAUAUUCAUGUACUUGAGCUUUUAAAAACA
Molecule: messenger RNA, 1977 nt
Organism: Erigeron canadensis
Lineage: Eukaryota; Viridiplantae; Streptophyta; Magnoliopsida; Asterales; Asteraceae
Product: protein NRT1/ PTR FAMILY 3.1-like
Exons: 4
Coding region: 45-1844 (599 amino acids)
Biological process (GO): transmembrane transport
Cellular component (GO): plasma membrane
Molecular function (GO): transmembrane transporter activity
Source: RefSeq, a predicted model, not a curated record